Molecule: messenger RNA, 4536 nt
Organism: Danio rerio (zebrafish)
Lineage: Eukaryota; Metazoa; Chordata; Actinopteri; Cypriniformes; Danionidae
Source: RefSeq, a predicted model, not a curated record
AGAGGGCUGGACUGACUGGAACACAACGGGAGUUUGUGCUCUGCUGAGUUUUGGCCAUGAGAGUGAGACAGUCAGUCUAGACGCUCUUGACAGCCUCGUCUGGAGGAGAGACACUUCCCUCUGCGGCUCUGUCCCCAUCACGACGACACACUUACUAACUUUCUCCUGCGAUAUAACUCCAGCACUCCUGAAGAAGGAUGACACCCCUGGCAUCGUGGAUAGGACAGUGUCUGUGGGCAUCUGUGUCAUUCAAAUGCCAAGUCUGAAAAGUGGAAGGAAAGAAAGUUCUUGCAGACACACGUCGAGCACUUCCAAGCUUUAGAGUCAAACUUUGCACAGUUGGCCAUGGCUGCAUAUCCAUGGCUUGGAGGAUAGGAGGGGUUUAAAGUGUAACUGCCGCUAAUGAGCUGAACCCGAGGAUCAAAAUGGAGGUCACACAGCAACGGUCUGUCUACCGGACUGGUUAAAGCUGCAGUCAAAAGCAUUACUGCAAGGGCAGUAUGCAGGCAGCUGACUACCCAGCCACAAAUAAUAACACAGAGUGCAAGUUCCACUGCACCAAUGGCAGAUGUCUGAAACUUCUCUCGCUGAUUUGCAAUCAUCUGAAUGAAUGUGGAGACAACAGUGAUGAGGAACACUGUCCCGCUGCUGUACCUCCACCUCCAGACACCAUCCAGACUGAACUGGAGUUUGUUCAGAUAAUAAUCAUAAUUGUGGUGAUGACUGUAAUGGUAGUUGUGAUCAUCUGUUUGCUAAACCACUAUCGGCUGUCGGCUUGGGCCUUCCUGACACGCCACAGCCAGGCCCGUCGACGAGAAGAGGGCAUGCAGCCGGAUGGCUGUGCAUGGCCUACAGAUAGUUUGGUGACGCAGCAAGGAGCCACUGAGGUGAUGUAUGGGCCAAGGAGCGGAGAGCGCUUCAACCCACCUUCAUUUAUGCAAAGGGACCGAUUCAGCCGCUUCCAGCCCACCUACCCAUACCUGCAGCAGGACAUCCACUUGCCGCCCACCAUCUGCCUUUCAGAUGGCGAGGAGCUGCCGCCCUACAAGGGCCCCUGUACGCUGCAGCUCAGAGACCCCGAGCAGCAGCUGGAGCUGAGCCGUGCAUCCGUGCGCGCGCCUCCAAACCGGACCAUUUUCGACAGCGACCUGAUAGACGUUUACGUGCACGGAGGCGGGCCGCGGCCCCCGAGCAGCAACUCUGGCAAGAGUGCCUCGAACUCGCACGUGGAGGGACCGCCACCUACCUAUAGUGAGGUGAUGGGUCAGACUUAUCCAGGCUCCGCCUCCUUCCUGCACCAGCACAGCAAUAACGCACCACCCUCCAAUCAGAGGACAGCCAGCCGCUCCGGCCAGCCUGGCGCAAGCACAACCCUGUUCGUCAAGGUUAAGGAUAGUCGGCGCGACAAACCCGUGUGACUAGGAGGCACUAGAGGGCAGUAGAGAGCGCGUGUCGUCAUCUGCGCUCUCUGGUACUUCCUCCUGGACCUAAAGGGGGAGUGGCUUCACGGUUAGACCACUCCCCUUGCACAAUUUAAAUCGAAGAAAUUGAGGAACCAAGCUUACAAAGUUUAUUUUUUUGUAUGUUUUUUUUUUUUUUUUGCUAGAACUUCGGGGCCUUGUAUGGAUGUUUGGGCUCCUCGGCUAAAGCUCUUUGUUUGGUUUUUGUAUGCUUUCCUGUAUUUAAAACAAAACACGUGUGUUGGCACAGAUUGUUUGCGUGAGAGACCACAUGGGUCAUAGGAUUGAGAAAUUUUGUAUUCGUUUUUUUGUUCAUUUCCAGGACUUGUGCACAGAAACUGUUCACAACCAAUCAAAAUCCAAAUUGAGUGCCAUGAUAUAAUCUUAAUCUUGGGGAUGUGCGACUCACAACUACAACAGCAAGUCUUUACGUUGCACUUAUUCUGGUUAAAGAGAGGGUAAAAACGGCUAUCCUUGGUUACUUUUGUUCUCCGUCAAUCCACAGGUCUUUGCCUGUUCCUGGGAAUUCUUUCCUUCCUUUUUACAUUUUCCGAAUAUCUCGUUUUCCUGAAAUGGAGAUGAAGAACUCUGAUCCAGCCUAAAGUCUCCACAACUGAACUGCGUCAUGGCACUUAUUAUGAUUAAUGUUUUCACAAAGGGGCUUUAACAAGCUGUUCAAAUUCCAGAUUACUUCUUUUUAUGUUCGUUCCACUGACCAAGUGAGAGAUCAUGGCAUGGAUAUCUGCAGAUGGAAGUCACGACACACACGCCACUUUCAUCCUGUCGAGUAGCACUUUAAACUAAAGUCACUUCAGCAUUGUCAAUGGGGUCCAAGUGCAAGGGAAUCAUGGGAACUGUAGUCUUAUGCACAUCCUAUCCCCUUCUGAUCUCAUACCGCAAACAUGCAUGUUACCCCCCCCCCCCCAGUUAUCCAUCCUAUAUUUUAAUUUACAAUCAUAUAUGGAUCUCGUAUUUUAUUUAUCCCUUUACUCUCCUGUGCGCCGUUUUAUUCCAAGGCUGCUCAGGAGCACACCAGUAUUUAACGUGUACCAAUCAUGACGUGGUGCGUCCCCUAUUCCUUCAUUUAUUUCAAGUUGUAUUCAAUCAUCACCACAUGGCACGCAUUUGGAAUGCUUUUCAGACAUGCUGAUUGUGUCGUUGUUUGUUUAUUUUUGUGAUCACGUCUGAGCUUUGUAAACCACCAGUCUUUGGCCUUCCCUUAGAAAGUUCCAUAGAAAACCUAUUUAUUAACUAGCUAUUUAUUAAAGCGACCAGUUUGAGAGGAUAUAUAGUCAGAGUAGGUGGGAGUUUAAAGCCCCCAUCCUCUAAAUAGGCUUUUUUUGGUGACCUUUUUUUCCUCCUUUAAUAGUGUGAUUUUUCUAGCGCUCAUCCGCUUUGGCUUCAAAACGGCCUCUUGUCAUUGGCUCUGCUUCCCGUCACUCAUUCUGACCGCGCAGUUUGAGUUCGUACUGUAUUGCUGCUGCUACGCGCUGCUACCGCCGCUACUGCUGCUGUUGUUUGUUUGGUAUGUAGGUUGUCAGCUUCCUCCUGACUUUCUUUCCGCUAAUCAACCGAGACCUAGACAGUCUGUCCUCUGUUUUCUUCGUUCAGAUUAGCUGUCCUAGCGCUAGGAAGACGAAUCCAAAUGUAUUUCUUACGUUCGCAGCCGAGAGGUUGGCAUGUUCUUCUUUACAUGAGCAAAAUUCGGUGCCUAACAGUCAUGUUUAAGCAGACAUAGAAACCCACUUGCACUCAAAAGUCCCCACCUUUGUUGUGCCUCACUUCCUAUGGUGCUUCUUUCAGUAGUCGGACUCUGUUUAUUUGUACGGUGCUGUAUAUAACUUGAAUAUAUUAUGCACAUAUCCUACCCAAUGGGUAGAACAACCACAAGAAAGCAUUGUUAAUACUGUAAUAUAAUGUAUAGAUAAUAUUAAAAAGAAAACUUUAACACGGUGGCAUCAAGUUUUGUGAAUGCCUUCAAUUGUGCUUUGUCUUUUUUGUAAAACAGAGUAAAGUUUGCAAAGAGAAACGCUACAGUAUGGUCACAGAAAUACAAAAGACUUCUUAUAUAUUUUUUUUCCUAUACAGUAAAUGCAAAAUCUGUUAUGUGAUGAAGCGAAUAUUCUGAUUAAUAUGAGGCAGUUGUUAUAUAAAGGAGAACUAGCUGCUGCUUUUGUAACUUCCACACAAAGAAUUAUUAACGCCAGCGCUUGUCAUUUUAUUUAUUGACGUUUAUUUUGUGACUGCUAGCUGUUUGGACCGCCUAAUAACCAUGAAAAUAACACAAUUUUCCGUACCGUCAAGCGCUUUUGGGCUCCCACGAGGCCUUUUCCCGAAGGUUUGGUGGUUGAUAUGAAAACCGCAGCUCAGGGUGAGGGUUUAUUGGAUCGGCGGGGAACGGUUAACAUUCUCUUGUCUCUUUUGUUAUGCACAUAAUCGACUUGUGUGGGAUAUAAAAGAGCAUCAAAUGCAUACAUGAGGAAACGCCAGCCCAUCGCUGAUUGUUACUGCAUGUUCAUGUUGUCAUUUUCCUCGACGUAGCAGUUUGGUUCCGAGCUCUUCGCUUCUCUUGAAAACACUCGCUGCACACGCUUGAAUGGACGAAUAAACGAGCGCCAAUGAAUGACUGACUGACUGACGACUUGUGUGGGGAGUAUAGCAUCUCGUUACAUGGAUCUGGAAGGUUCAUCGUUGGCCUCGAGCGAGAUCACAUCGCAGGACUGUACGACCUAUUGUGGACUACAAACCUUUUUUUUUUUAGCAGGAAAAAAACAACAACGGUGGAGCGAGCGAGGAACGCUGCUGUCCUUACGCCUUUUUUUUAUUGUUCUAUUUAAUUGUGAUGUCAGCGGUUUUCAGUUUGAGGUCUGUUAAUUGCAAUACUUUUACAGGAAAAAGGUGACUUAAAACUAUUUUAAAAAAUGCAUAAAAAUAAAUACAAGAAUUAAAAAAAAAAAACAAUAAAACUAUUGCUUAAAGAUACUGUUGUAGUCCCUCAUGAAACGAUUCCACGCUUGUUCUUUCGCUGUCAUCAAAUGGCCAGAGAGAGCAAUUAAAGUUGAGGAAAAGAACCAGA